AUGACUAUGGCGAACAAAGUGGCCAUUGAUGAUGGAGCGAAGGGAAAAGAAGUUGUGAUCCGAUUUGAAGAUGAAGGGGGAGAAACUGUCGGCAUCGGCCCGGUCACUGUCAGAUUUCUCAACCGAUUCACCGGACAUGCACUGGGUCGUACCGCAUUUCCAGAAUCUUCUCUAUUCAGACGACUCUUCUGGCUUCUGAUAUUUCUCCUCGCUUUUGGCUACAUGACCUAUGGAAUCAUCGAUAUCAUCAAAUCAUUCAUUUCCAGCCCAAAAACUACUUCUACCCAGAUUGAGCCACAAGAGACUCUUCCCUUCCCAGUGAUCAACAUCUGUGUCCAAAAGCAUGAAACUUACGAUUUGCCUUUCGAGUUUUCUGGGAUAUUCGCCCCACUAGAAAAAAUGCUUGUGUGGAGCGGUGAUCUUCAGGAGGAGUUGAUGCGACUAUCAGAGAUAAGUGACACAAACCAGAGAGGAAAUACAACUUCAACUUCUCGCUCCGACGGUAAUUACUCGACAGAUGGGAACGAAACGCAUGAGAUCUGCAGCACACACGCAAUUGCAGAGAAAUGUACGUGGAUG
This is a messenger RNA of Darwinula stevensoni, 579 nucleotides long. NCBI's taxonomy places the organism in Eukaryota, Metazoa, Arthropoda, Ostracoda, Podocopida, Darwinulidae. The record is from the annotation of a GenBank genome assembly.